Molecule: messenger RNA, 3520 nt
Organism: Daucus carota subsp. sativus
Lineage: Eukaryota; Viridiplantae; Streptophyta; Magnoliopsida; Apiales; Apiaceae
Product: calmodulin-binding transcription activator 5-like
Exons: 14
Coding region: 329-3160 (943 amino acids)
Biological process (GO): regulation of transcription by RNA polymerase II
Cellular component (GO): nucleus
Molecular function (GO): double-stranded DNA binding; protein binding; transcription coregulator activity
Source: RefSeq, a predicted model, not a curated record
GUUAUUUUGGGCCUUUUUUCUCUGGUGGGAAAUUAUUCAUCGUAAUCAAGAGUACUUGCUGCAAAUAAUUCCCAGUUGUUGACCAGUACCACGAGGUCACGACUUACUACAGUCUACGACUCUACGGAACACAAGUGUGUCAUAUGUUAUGACCUUUCUCGUGUUUCAGACACCUCAACUCACAUCACUUGCUUGCUCCUCCACUUAAACUACUUGUACUUUCCAAUUAAGGUAAACAUUACAUACACAUAUUUGUGUGUAUAUUAGCUUCGGUGCUUGUUAUCACAGUUUGAUUAGUGUUUAGAUUGAAUCACCUGAGCUUCUCCCUAUGGAAGCUUCUCGAACACUUGUCGGCUCCGAGAUUCAUGGCUUUCAUACUAUGGAAGAGCUGGAUAUUGGUCAUGUAAUGGAGGAAGCUAAGUCAAGAUGGCUCCGGCCAAAUGAGAUUCAUGCAAUACUUUGUAACCACAAGUAUUUCACCAUCUAUGUUAAGCCUAUAAACUUGCCUCCAGGUGGCAUGAUGGUAUUGUUUGACCGCAAGAUGCUCAGGAAUUUUCGAAAAGAUGGACAUAACUGGAAAAAGAAAAAAGAUGGGAAGACCGUUAAAGAAGCUCAUGAACACUUAAAAGUUGGCAAUGAAGAAAAGAUUCAUGUAUACUAUGCACACGGAGAAGAUAACCCAACUUUUGUUCGUAGAUGCUAUUGGCUACUUGAUAAGAAAUUGGAAAACAUUGUCCUGGUACACUAUCGUGACACACAAGAGGUAACUUCGGCUCCAAGUAGAGGCAUUGGGACCUGCGAUAUUGAGUCACAGGGUUCGCCAUCGACACCUGUAAACUCCAACUCUUGCUCAAUCCUUUCUGAGCCGUCUGUUUCUCAGCUUUUGUCAGAAGAAUCUGAUUCUGUAGUUGAUCAAGUAUACUAUACAAGCGAGAAAGCAUAUUUAGAUCCCAACGAGAGCAUCCAAGAUCAUGAAUAUAGAAUUCACGAGAUCAACACGCUUGAAUGGGACGAACUUGUGGUGCCUGAAGAUCCCAACAAGUCAAUUACAACUGAAGCUGGAAUAAUGUCAGGCUUUGAGCAACAAAACCAGUAUGAAAGUAGUUGCUAUACGACUAGUGAAGCAUUAUUAGAAAAUACAUCAUUUGUGCAGCGCAGCCCUUUGUCAGUGGAUAUAUGUUCUACAGAAAAGAAUUCAAGACAAAUAAUUUCUGAUCUAAUUGCGGGGAACAAUUAUGAUCAUUUUAGUAUCUCAAGAAAUGUUAUAUCUGAAAUCAUGGAUGGUCAAUUUGAUCCAAGUUUGCAGAGAAAUGGCACCAGUAAUUCCUUCGACACUAUAAACAAAGAUGGUCUUAAAACCAAUGACAGUUUCGGAAGAUGGAUGACCACUGUCAUGACUGAUUCUCCAGAUUCAGGGUUGACAGGUGACGAGAAUUUGGAAGAUUCUAUUUCAACUGAUCAGAAAGCGUCUACUUUAGCGUAUCACGAUCAGCCAUCAGGCUUGGAACAAAUAUUCAGUAUAACCGACGUCUCUCCUACAUCCGCUCCUACAACUGAGGAAACCAAGAUUCUAGUUGUUGGAUAUUUUCAUGAAGCACAUUCCCCAUUUGGAAACUCCAACUUACUUCUUGUAUGUGGAGAUGAACGUUUUCCUGCCGAACUUGUUCAACCUGGAGUUUACCGUUCUUUUAUUUCAUCGCACAAGCCUGGAUUAGUUGAUCUCUAUGUAAGCUUUGACGGCCAGAAGUCUAUCAGUCAAGUUGUGAACUUUGAGUAUAAGUCCCCUCCGAUGGAAAAUUUGAUCAAUUUAACAGAUGAUGAAUCAAAGUGGGUGGAAUUUCAGAAUCAAAUGAGGCUUGCUCAUUUACUGUUCUCUACAUCAAGGAGACUUGGUACAUAUUCGACUAUACUCUCACAGAAUGCCCUCAAAGAAGCCAAAUUGUUUGCUCAGAGAACAGCUCAAAUUGGCAAUGACUGGGGAUCUUUUUUGAAAUAUAUUAAAGACAAUAGAUUAUCAUUCCCACAAGCAAAAGACAAUCUGUUUGAGCUAACUUUGCAGAAUAGACUACGGGAAUGGCUAUUGGAGAGAAUAGCAGAACGAUGUAAAGUUACUGAUUAUGAUGAUCAAGGCCAAGGAGUAAUUCAUCUGUGUGCUAUUCUUGGUUAUAAGUGGGCUGUAUAUCAAUUUUCGUUAUCUGGCUUAUCAUUGGAUUAUCGGGACAAAUUUGGGUGGACAGCUCUUCAUUGGGCUGCAUCUUGUGGAAGGGAAGACAUGGUUGCAACUCUUCUAUCUGCUGGGGCAAAGCCAAAUUUGGUCACUGAUCCCACUUCAGAAAACCCUGGUGGAUGUACAGCAGCUGAUCUUGCAUCCAAGCAUGGUUAUGAUGGUUUGGCAGCUUAUCUUGCAGAAAAGGGAUUAUUGCAACAUUUUGCAGAUAUGACCAUAGCCGGAAAUGUCAGUGGUUCACUGCAGAUCACUACAACUAAUCCUACUAGCCCUGGGAUAUUUACUGAGGAGGAUCUGUACUUAAAGGAUACUCUUGCAGCUUAUCGAACAGCUGCGGAUGCAGCAGCACGCAUUCAGGCUGCAUUUAGGGAGCAAUCACUUAGGGUGCAAGCCAAUGCAGUAAAGUUCUCUAAUCCUGAGGAUGAAGCACGCAAUAUUAUUGCAGCAAUGAAAAUCCAGCAUGCAUACCGCAACCAUGGCACGAAGAAAAAGAUGCUUGCUGCUGUUCAAAUCCAACAUCGAUUCCGCACUUGGAAGAUGCGAAGAGACUUCCUCAAUUUGCGUCGUCACACUAUCAAAAUUCAAGCUGUUUACAGGGGUUUCCAAGAGAGGAGAAAGUACCGAAAGAUUAUAUUUGCAGUGGGAGUGGUUGAGAAGGCAAUACUACGUUGGCGUAUGAAGGGCAAAGGUUUCCGUGGUCUUCAGAUUCCUGAUGAAGCUACCAAAGACCCAGAACAAGAAGGUGAAGUGGAGGAAUUCUUCAAAGCCAGCAGGAAACAGGCCGAAGAGCGCAUUGAGAGAUCUGUUAUACGUGUUCAAGCCAUGUUUCGUUCUAAGCGAGCUCAAGAAGAUUACAGAAGAAUGAAACUAGCACAUAAUAAAGCGGCUCUUGAAUAUGAGGGGCUUCUCAAUCCUGACACUGACAUGGGUUAAUUUAGCACAAGAUAACGGCUAUUCACCAUUCUUGAGCUACAACACUGGUGCAUCAGCAACUUAUAACCGGUCCCUAUUGUUAAAUAUAACAUGUAGUUUUCGUAAAUACCCUAUGUAGAUUACUGUAAGUAGUCCAAGAUAUGUAGCUCCUCUAUACGUUUUUGCAAAUAUGAGAGCUUCAUGACUGUAGGUUUGAUGUUGUGCUGGCUUUCAUUGCCCUUGUUAUCUUGUUCCUAAGACCAUCUGAUUUGCACAUUCAGUUGCCGCUAUUAGUUUGUCCUUUGUGUGAUGUUAAUAUGGUAUGAUACAGUUGCUUUGGUUUGACAUGAAUGAAACCAUAUAUUAAGUUUUUGCUCCUUA